UCUUGUGGCAGGACGGAUUUGAUUUCUUUCAUUGCACUGAAUAAUCGCAGUUUCCAUGAAUAGCCCGCGUCGACAAAACAUCGUGUUAAUAAUUGUAUUUACUUUAAGUUUCGACUUUCAGACCGCCGCGCCAAAUGUAGAAAUCAAUCCAGUGCAGUUUUCAGAUGAGUUUGUAGAUUUUCUACAAAAUAUGGGAUCGCGCGUUUAUAAAUACCGACAAAAAUUCGACGAACCCAGCACAACGGAAAGGGAUUGCAUAUUUCCAAGAGUGGAUUCAGUCCUUACGAAGUCAACCGUUCGUAAGACACCAAACAGCCUGAACGACAUCUUGAUGAUGAAGCUCGUAGCUUUCUACGAGAACAAGUACACCCUAAACCCCUACAUCGGGCCGACGACGACUGAGGUCUCGACGAGCCGAGCCAUCCCUACUCACAACGGUGUCGUCAAGCUCCGUGGUAUGAAAACGAGCCAAGAAAAUGGUCCAGAACAAUUUUCUGAAAUUCAAGAGAUAAUAGUAAUAUGA
This is a messenger RNA of Cydia strobilella, 523 nucleotides long. RefSeq lists its product as uncharacterized. Lineage: Eukaryota; Metazoa; Arthropoda; Insecta; Lepidoptera; Tortricidae. The transcript is spliced from 4 exons. The coding region runs from base 56 to 523 and encodes 155 amino acids. The record is from RefSeq and is a predicted model, not a curated record.